This is a messenger RNA of Centropristis striata (black sea bass), 3778 nucleotides long. RefSeq names its product myocyte enhancer factor 2b (gene mef2b). Gene Ontology annotation, biological process: positive regulation of transcription by RNA polymerase II. The transcript is spliced from 9 exons. Gene Ontology annotation, molecular function: protein dimerization activity; RNA polymerase II cis-regulatory region sequence-specific DNA binding; DNA-binding transcription factor activity, RNA polymerase II-specific. NCBI's taxonomy places the organism in Eukaryota, Metazoa, Chordata, Actinopteri, Perciformes, Serranidae. The coding region runs from base 336 to 1610 and encodes 424 amino acids. The record is from RefSeq and is a predicted model, not a curated record.
UUGAAAAAACCCAGUGUGAACAGUGUAACUUCUGCUGUGAACUCGCUGACAGCCUGUUGAGUGACUGGUGCGUUAGAAGGCGGAUGGGAGGCGGAGGAGUGCGUCCAAUGGCGCGGCUGAGGAGGCGGUGUGUGAUGACAGAGGGAGGCGGGCUGCAGCAGCCAGCUGUUGGAGAGCAGCGCUCCUCAACCAUCCGCUCCUACCGCACCUGGUGAAUAUCUGCAUCAGCGCCACGACACACACAACACAGCGCAACUCUCCAUCCAGACACCUCUGCGUUUAUACGGCAACAAGAGAGAAGGAGCUCGAGAGCAGGUGUCACAGCGGCAGAAAAAAUGGGAAGAAAGAAAAUACAAAUUUCUCGUAUUCUGGACCAGAGGAAUAGACAGGUGACUUUCACCAAGCGUAAGUUUGGUCUGAUGAAGAAGGCAUACGAGCUGAGCGUGCUGUGCGACUGUGAGAUCGCCCUCAUCAUCUUCAACAGCACCAACCGUCUGUUCCAGUACGCCAGCACAGACAUGGACAAAGUGCUGCUCAAGUACACAGAGUACAGCGAGCCACACGAGAGUCGCACCAACACGGACAUACUGGAGACUCUGCGUAGGAAAGGUCUCGGCCUCGACGCCUCAGAGCUCGACAGUGAGGAGAGCAUGCAGGUGGCUGCAGACAAAUAUCCUCUCAGCGAGGGCAUGGAUCUCUCUGUGGCUCGCCAACGCUUCUAUGCUCCAUCCCUCCUCUCACCGGAGUCUCAGUUCUUGGUGUCUGCAGGCUGUGAGAACGGCUUCCCCAACUCAUCCGGAUCCAGCAUGGUGUCCCACAGACCUCCGGGCUUUAAAUCUCUGAGCUCCAGACCCGGAUCUGCCAGCCCUGCUGCGCCUCACACACACACUGCAUUCAUGUCCCCACAUUCAGGUAUCGGCUACUCCGUGUUCUCCCACGGCAACCUGAAUCGAGCUCUGGACAUGAAAAGCCCUCCUCCUCUGAACCUGGGCAGUGAGAACCUGCGGGGAGAUGCUGCUAACCAGGGCAUGGGGGCUGCACGCUCUAACCACAACUCUGCUAGGGGCGUGUUGUACCAGGGCCUACACAGCAGCAGCUCCAUGGUAGCCAUGGGGAAGGCAGGGCUGCUGGGUCACAGUUUGGGAGGUUAUGGCCUCCCAUCUGCUGGAGCCUCUGAGUACAGCCAACCUGGCUUUUAUCACUCUGUUAGUCUACAACGAGGGGCAGUGAACCCCUGGCAGCCAGCACAGCCGCCUCAGGAGCCUCAUGGGCCUCAUGGGCCUCAUAUAAGUCCAGGGAUGUCCAGUGGAGGGUGCUCCUUCCCCUCUCAGUCCUGCUCCUCACCCUCUCCACACCUGCCCUCCCUCAACCUCAGCAUCAAAUUGGAGCGGAGCUCUCCCGAGCACAUGUCCUCCCCCACCUCCCCUCCUCUGCACCACCUCAGGCAGCACUCUCCAAUGAGCAACCCCGACUCGGCUCGCCAAACUCCUCCAGAAGGCCGCCCGGCCAAUGAGACCAAGGAGUUUCCUAAAGCCGGCUACCCACAAGACGAAGAGGAAGGAGGGCAGCCGCUCAGGCAGUUAGAGAUAAGUGAUGGGUGGCAGAGAUAGCUGGCUGCUGCAGUCUAAUACCAUCUCCUAUUCAUCAGCUAUCCUCCAUCAAAACCAGUCCUCUCAUACACACACACACGUACACACACACACACACACACACACACACGUACACACAUACACAGAUAUAUAUAAAAGAGAAGAUAGCGAGAUGGGGUGGAUUUGUCCCCAUCAUCCCAGAGAGGAAUGCCUCUCUUUGUCUCCUCACACAGAGCUGGUCUCUCCUGGCCGAUGGAGAAUUUUCUCUGCAUCAUUUGAUCGAUCCCACGAGACAGAUGCAUACAGACAUUUUGCUUUUUGUUUGGUUAGGUUUAGUUUUCUGUGUGGAGCUAAUGUGAAUCAAAAAUUUUGAAUUGUGUUUCGUUUUGUUUUUCCGUGACUUUGUUCAAGUGGGCAGCAGCAGCACAUUGGGACCAGCUGAAUUUCUCCAAAGCUGCAAAAAAUCAUCAAAGUACAUAUUUGGCUUAACCAACGGCCUUGUUGUUUGACUGAAGUUUGGUGUGAAAUAUUGGUUAACAGCUGUAAAAGUACCCUUCACUGUCUUUGUAUAAAUGUUGCAGUGAAAAGCAGAUGGAAAAUGACUCAUCACAGCAGCCAGAAUAAACCACUUAGUCUUUGAGAACAGUCAACUUUUACACCGUGUGCCCCUCUUGAUAGCUUUAAUGUUUUAUCCUUUAGCCCAAAAUCCCUGAAUAUGGUCUUCCCACAUAAACUGGAGCCUUGGCCUUUUAUGAAUUUCACCAGGACAUAAGAUAGAAUAUAAUAUAUUUUUGGGGCAUUUUAUAGCUUUAUUGAUAGUAGACAGAUAUGCAGAGUGAGGGGGGGUUGCGGGGGAGGGCUCCGAGCUCUGUGCUAUGCUCUCUACCAGGUGUGCCACCAGGAACGCCCCACUAGGACAUUUUGUGUAAAAAAAAACAACAAAAAAUAAAAUAGAGAUAAAUACAAAUAUAAAGCAAUCAGCUGGAGAAACAUGAAUGGAAGGUUAUGUCAUGUAUUUAAAAAAAAUAAAGCCGUACAGUUUCUGCUCCUUCGCAUAUUUACAGCAUGUCAUUAUGAGUAGCCAAAUAUACAUUAGACACACCAGCAUAGACAGCCACAAAAACUAACAAACAGAGCUGUCUUACACAAAAACAACCAUAACAACAAGAACCACAGGGGGUAGGCCAUAUCAUACAUAAAUAAAAUAAAUUAAAAAAGAGAAAGCAUAGAUGAUACAUAGAGAUAAGGGGGGGGACAGUAUCCAUAGCAGCAUCAUAUUAUCUCACUUAUGGUCCAACAGGCCCUUCAACACAAUGGCAGUUCGUCUGGUACCAAUAUAAGUCAGGAAUGGGGACCAGAUUCUAUAGAAAGCAUCAGUCAUACAUCUGGACCUAUAUAUUAAGUAUUCCAUGGGUAUUCCACAUAAAAUUUUUCUUUAUGCCAUCCAGCUAUUGUGGGUUGUUUACAGUCUAUCCACUUCAGCCACUAGGGCAUUUUAAAGGAUCAAUUCACAUUUUUAAGUCUGUCUUAAAACAAUUCUACUCAUUCAUUUAAGUUGUUCCUCCUGUCCAUAUUGGCAUUGGAAAUAGAGAUGAUAUACAUUCAAUUUUGUAGUUUAAAAAGAAGUUCAUAACCUGUAGUUUAUGCACACCUGAGGGUAAGAAAGCCUGAGGUGAGUUAAUAUUAUUAGCUGUGAGCAAAUCUAACUGACAUCACUAUUAUUGACACAAAAACAACAAAAUUCUGACCCUUCAGACAUUGUUCUUAUUAUUAUUAUUCCUUUAAUAAAUAAUAAUAAUAAUAAUAAUAAUAAUAAUUUAUUUUGUGUGGGUUGUACUGGGUUGUUAUUAUUCUAUUAAUAAUAAUAGAAAAAAUAAUACAACUAUUAGAUAUUAAGACAUUAUAAAAUAUAUAAUAUAUAUUAUUAUUAAGUUUAGUUCAUAUUUUUAUUCUAUUUUUAAAUAUUAUAAUAUAUUCUUGUAUUAUUAUAAUGAAAGAAAAUCUUUUUUGUCCAUCUCUAACUGAACAUUAGACUCACAUUCAGUAGGGGAUCUCUGUUUACUUGUAAAUAUGGACAUGCAGAUAUUGUUUAAAGACCGACUUAAAAUGAAACAUGAACGUACCCUGUAAAAUUGUAGGCGUCAGUGUCUCUCAGGGACUUGGAAGAUGCUUUCUUUGUUAGGCUGUAA